AUGACCGCCUUCUCGGGCUUCGCGGAGUGGAGCGAGCCGUCGCCUCCGGUCGCGAGGAGCGCGGCGGGCAGCGCCGUGGGGGAGGGGCCUCCGAUGCUCGGCGUCGUGAGCUCGCGGCCCACGUCCAGCUCCAGCUCCUCGACCCGGCGCGUCUCGCUCGUGCCUCCGCCGGCCGACCCGCCCGCGGCCGAGGACCUGCCGGCGGUGCCCGAGUGGCGCUCGCCGCGGCAGCGGUGGCGCGACGCGGCGGCGACCACGCUCGCGUUCACGCUGCCGCUCCACGCCCUCGGCUGCGUCGGCAGCCGCGCGCUCGAGGGGCUCGUGGCGAUCCGGCCGCAGGCGGCGGACGAGGAGCUGCUCUGCUCGGCGAGGGUGCUCGAGCUGGCGCCGCUGCUGAGCCCGGUGCUGCCGCUGAGCCUGCCGGACAACGAGGCGAUCCGGCUGAUGGUGCGCGUGCUGCGCGCCAAGCUCGCGGGCGGCAGGACCAUCCUCGUCUUUGAGGAGUGGCACUGGAGGGGCGGGGUCACCGAGUCCACUCCCUCGAUUUCAGUGACUCCUUGGUUGAGUAAAGGACGCGCAGAGCCCAAGCUGCCGCCCGAGGGCACCGCGCUGCUCGCCGCCGCGAGGCGCUCCGAGCUGUCCGGCUUGCGCGCGCACGAGGUGGAGGAGCUGCUGCAGCGCACGCUGGGCGUCGACUCGCUGCCCACCGCGGUGGCGCGCGAGAUCAUGGACCGGUCCGCCGGCAACCCGCUCUUUGCGAUGGAGUUCGCCCUCGCGAUGCGCGACGAGGGGCUCGUGCAGAUCGUCGACGGCCGGUGCGAGCUCAAGGUUUCGCUCGACCUCAUCGACUUCCCGCCCUCGGUCGAGGCCCUCAUCACCUCGCGCUUCGACCGGCUCCCGCCCGCCUCGCUGCUGCUGCUCAAGGUUGCGGCGGUCUGCGGCUCCGAGUUCUCCGUGGAGGCCGUCAAGCGGAUGCUCUCGCGCUCAGACAUCGACGGCAACGGCGCCGCCGGCGCGGCCAUCGGCAUCCCGGCCGACGCGAUCGAGCCGACGCUCGAGACGCUGACGCUCAACGAGGCGCUCGUCGCGUUUGAGAUCGAGCGGCAGCCGCUCGAGGGCUACACGGACGGCGCGCUGGCGUGGCGCUCAUUGAUUCUUAAUUCUUAG
Messenger RNA from Emiliania huxleyi CCMP1516, 1167 nucleotides. RefSeq lists its product as hypothetical. The record is from RefSeq and is a predicted model, not a curated record. Gene Ontology annotation, cellular component: cytoplasm. Gene Ontology annotation, molecular function: adenylate cyclase activity. The transcript has 7 exons. NCBI's taxonomy places the organism in Eukaryota, Haptophyta, Isochrysidales, Noelaerhabdaceae. Bases 1 to 1167 code for a protein of 388 amino acids.